Molecule: messenger RNA, 1705 nt
Organism: Saccostrea echinata
Lineage: Eukaryota; Metazoa; Mollusca; Bivalvia; Ostreida; Ostreidae
Exons: 2
Coding region: 85-1374 (429 amino acids)
Source: RefSeq, a predicted model, not a curated record
GGCAUCUAAAAUUCAUUGAAUUUAUGCACAUUUCUAACGACAACGGAACAGGAAGAUAUCAAAUUUCAGAAUGUUUAUAUAGCAAUGAGGUGGAUAACAAGAAACAAUACUAUAGAUAUGGCGGAAAGUGGAAGAUCUUUCUUGUAUACAUAUGAGCAAGAUAGAACUUGCAAAAAAGCAAACUUAAAUCAGGCACAAGUCGCAAAAGAAGAUGAUUCCCCCAGCAAGGACAGUAAACAUUCUGCAACAAAAGACAAAGAAAGGAGUACUGAAGAUAGUGAUACAAGUUCCAAUAGAGUUUUUGGUCUUCUGGAUGGCGGUAGUUUUUCCAAUGAAAAUACAACUGCUUCGAACUUCAAUCAGUCCACCCAAGCACAGGUCCCAAUAGUUCAUUAUUCCCAUAGCACGGGGAGCAAACAACUUACAGCAGAGGACAAUGAAAGAAAGCCUGAAAACUGUGAUACCAACUCGGAAAAGGGUUCGAAUCUUCUAUAUGUCCGCAGUUCUUCCAGUGAAUGUUCAACUGCUUCAAAAUCGCCAAAGUCCCAGGAAAAAUCGUCAGCGAUGGAGGUUAGCCGUAAUGUUUACUGCAGUAUUCCUAAGGAGGAUAAAUAUAAGUGUUCAAUUACGUGUAUAACGGCGUUAGAAGAUGGCGAGUUGGUCGUUUAUGAUGAGGUAAAUUUUAAACUUAAAGUAUUUGAUAGUUCUGGAUAUUACAUUGGUUCUAUAGAAAACAUUUACAAUUGCCGGGAUAUAACAGCAGUUGAUAGCAAACAGUUUGCCAUCACUCAAGAAGGUAAGGAAUUGCUGACUAUUUUCUUAAUGCGUGGAAUCCCCAAAAAUCCCAAAGGAAAACAAAUUUCUCUGCCUGGGAAAGGAUACCACUGCAAAUACGGCAGACAGCAUUACGCUGUGACGUGUGAUGUCAGUGAUGAUAGGUCUCGUUGUCUUAUUAUCAUGGACGCCAAGGAAAGACAGGUCUUCAAGAAAAUUCCCAAUAUUUCUGUGGCGCAGAUGGAAAUAGAUCCAAAUCAUGAUGUUGUAUAUGUUUCAGAUACCAAAAACAAAACUCUCACUUGCAUAAAUUUUCAAGGUGAUCAAGUAUGGUUUCGAAAACUUGACUGGGCUCCAUAUGGAUUGUGUGUUGUUGCAGACGAUUUCUUAUUUGUGUCUAGUACAGACAAACAGACAAUAUUCAAAUUUCAAUUUCGUGCAGAACUCUGGGAAGAAUGUGCAGAUUUUAAAUGCACUAGACUUCUUUGUUACAAUGCUAAAAAGAGAAUUAUGUAUGCGACGAUUCAGAGGGACGAAACGGAAGUAGUUAAUAGCGUCCAUAUUUUAAAAAUCAAUAAAAAGAAACUGAUCAAGAAGUGAUUCAAAAGGACAUUGAAAUUUUUCUCGCAUCAACAGAUGAAAAAACUAUUCAAAGACUCUCAUUACAAAAUUAAAACCAAAAUGAAAUAUUUAUGCAAUUAUAUGUAAGCAAUUUCUACCUUGGUGGAACAAAUUAAAAGGUGAUAAUAUUUAUACGGAAUGCAAACAUACAUCCGUUAUGCAUGUACGCCCAGAUAAACGAAACACGGGGAAAUUGAUAAGGGGAAACCCCAAGUUUCUUCUUCCUACCAAACAAAUGAAUAUAGAUAUAUACAUGAAAUAUCUCUGGAAUGUUGAAAACCGGUUUAGAAUAAAUUAACAUAUUCCUGUU